AUGGCCGCCGAAAAGCGGAAGUUGAUGGUGGAGAUAGACAAAUGCUUCAAAAAGGUGCGCUCCUGAUUGUAUUACCCAGAUUGAUCAUGGACAUCAUAAAAUAAUUGAUUUGCAUAUUCGUUUAAUCGUUUUAGAUUGAUGAAGGUCUGGAGUUAUUCGAAGACAUGAUCAAGAAGCUCAACGAAGCGACGGCAGACAACAUGAAGGACAAAUGCCAAGAGGAUCUUAAGAAGGAGAUCAAGAAGCUUCAAAGGCUCAGGGACCAAGUGAAGAAUUGGCAAGGAUCGCCUGAGAUUAAGGUAAAUAAAUUAAAUUAUCAUCCAAAGAAUUGUAAAUUUUCGUUAUUUUAGGACAAGGAGAAGCUCAACACUUAUCGAAGGUUGAUUGAAACGAAGAUGGAAUUGUUCAAAGACAUUGAGAGGGAAAACAAAACAAAACCUCAUAGCAAAAUUGGGCUGUCGAUCGAGGAGAAGGUAGAUCCGAAAGAGAAAGAAAAGGCGGAAGUUAUUGAAUGGUUGAAGGUGAGCCAUGUUUUUUAUUAUCUAAAUUGCGUUUCAGGCCAAGAUUAGAUGUAUCCAAGAUGAAAUUGACCGAACAGAGUCCAAGUUGGAGGUUUUAUCAGGCGAGAAUGGUGGAGAGAAGAAGAAAAAGAAUAAGAAAGGUGGAAGGAAAAACGGAUCGGACGAUGAGGUAAGAUUGCACAUGUUUUUAUACAAGGGAGACACUUGACAUUUUUUUGAAAAUUACAUCUUAUUACAAAACCCAGACGGCUUAACUACGGAUGACAUUAAGUUUGAUGCAUCUGGUAAGACCUAGUCUGUUAAUCUCGGUAGCUUGACGGGACUCGGCGGAGACUUUUUCUCCGCCGAGGCAGGAAAUUUUUUUAACAUACUCUAAAACGAAUUUUAAAAUCAUUGAAACUGUUUGGAAGGCUGCAAAGGCACAAAGAUAUUCGCAGAUUUUUUUAUAUUCCUUAAAAAACCCUGUAGAAGUCGGCAACUAUUCACGAAAAAUAAUCGUAUGUUAUUUCAGACAGAUGUUCUGAAGAAACAUUUGGAAAGAGUCAAUUUCCACAUGGAUAACCUCGAAGUUUGUAUGAGAUUGCUAUUGAACGAGAAGUUACAGUAUGAAGAUGUACAGGAAAAGUUAAUGGAAGCCUUGGACAUGUAUGUCGAAGCGUUGGAUCCCGAAAAUGACGAUGAUCCCCUGGACCUGGAGCCAGAUGAUAUUUAUGAAGAGCUUGGAUUGAACGAAUACAUUGAUCAGCUUGGGAAGGUGAAUCUUCCACCAAUCGAUGAGGAGAAAAGUAAGAUUAAUGGAUAAUUGAAACUUUUGCGAAGUUAUUGCAGUGGAGAAAACGAAACCCAAGGAUAUUCAGAAGCCAACAUCGGCCUCAAAGUCUACGGGAUCAAUGCCUCAUAUUUCCAGCACCCCUAAAUCUUCAUUUGGGUCGCAUCAGUAUGUUAUCUACGAUUGUUUAGUUUUCUGUUCAGUUCUAUAUUGGGGCCAACUCCCCCAAAACCUGCCGGGUCUUCUCUUCCAUCCACAACAUCGGAAAUGAAGUACAGUGCUGUUAUCAAGGUUGCCAAUGCUGCUGCAGGCUCUGACAGGUAUUAAAUUUAUGUUUUUUUUUGGUACUGUUUUAGUUCUCAAAACAAGAAACCGGAGAAAUUAUCCGAACCGGUCCGACCACAGCCGACCCUUUGUCGAUCUGACAACCCCGGUUUAUCGAAUUCAAGUAUGUUUUCGGAUUCAAAUAGGACUGUUGUGAAUAAUGAUUCCAUCGAAACGAACACUCCUAUCGUCGAAAUGAAGGAGAAUAUUGAGCCGAUGGAAGAAGAAAAGCCAGAAUUGAAUGAUUUCCCACGCGCUGAGGACUUCUUUAGCGCGUAUAUGACACCAACGGGUAUGGUUUAUGCGAUCUCCAAUUAUAUAUUCCUAGAUCAAGUCUUCCAACAAUUACCACCUCCAGUCGGACAACCACAGCCAUCCGAUUAUUUUACUCGAAACACAAUUCAUUUACCUCAGAGUGUCGUUCAACAGCCUAGAACGGUAAAUAUUUGUGGAUUUAUGAUUGGACAGAUUUUUUUUCAUUAUUGAUUGUAUUGUUUUAGGUAAAGAUUAAUCCAUUCUCGGCAUAUGGUGUGACAACAAAUACGGCGAUGUCAGCGUUACAGAGGAAGGCCACAAAGUGUAUUGAGCAGGCCGCCAAGCAUAUCCCAAUCCCGGCAGAUCACUUGAGAGUUAGAAGUUAUUUCCCCCAUCACAAAUCGAAUGAUUGCUCUCCUUUGUGGAUGAUGAGACCUUUGGAAAAGAUGGAUACAAUCGAAUUCUACACGAGGCUAGAGAAGGAGACAUUAUUCUUUAUCUUUUAUUAUAUGGAGGUAUGUUGUUUAGAUGUUUUUUCACAUCGAUUAAAUUGAUGUAUGAUAAUUAUUCAAUGUCAGGGCACGUACGCUCAAACCCUUGCCUCGAAAGCUUUGAAGUACCAAUCUUGGAGGUAUCACAAGAAAUUUUUGAUGUGGUUUCAAAGAAAAAGUGAUCCUCGGGUGAUGACUGCUGAUUAUGAAAGUGUAAGUAAUUUGAUAAAUAUUAACUUUUAAUUUAGGGAAGUUAUUUCUUCUUUGAUUACGAGAAGUGGACCAUCAGGACUCGGGACAACUUUAUCUUCGAGUACAAGUACCUCGAGCAGAAUCCCUACAUCAAUUGA
Messenger RNA from Bursaphelenchus xylophilus (pine wood nematode), 2710 nucleotides. Lineage: Eukaryota; Metazoa; Nematoda; Chromadorea; Rhabditida; Aphelenchoididae. The record is from the annotation of a GenBank genome assembly.